AUGGCAAUAGAAUUCGGUGAUGCCUUGGAGUAUGUCAAGGCAGUGAAGGAAGUCUUUCUUGAUGAGAGGGAAAACUAUCUAUCUUUUUUAGAUGUACUAGAGGAUUACAGACAUCACAGAAUUGACACUAAGGGUGUUGCAGAUAGAGUAAAGGAGAUAUUGAAAGAUCAUAAUGAUCUUAUUUUGAGAUUUAACAUCUUCUUGCCCUUGGACUAUGAAAUCACACCUCCAGUGGAGUGUGAAUAUUCUCGUAUGGAGGAUGAUGAUCAAAAUGUUAGGAGGCCAACAACAAAGGAAGGCUUAGAAUUUAUUGGGGCAGUAAAGGAAGCCUUUCGUGAAAACAUGGAAAACUAUCAAUGUUUUUUAGAUGUACUCAUGGAUUUCAAACAUAACAGAAGUGACACUAAGGGUGUUGUAGACAAAAUAAAGAAGUUAUUGAAAGAUCAUAUUGAUCUUCUUAUGAGAUUUAACAUUUUCUUGCCAAAGGGAUAUAAAAUUUGUGAAAAUUCUCCUAUGGAGGAUGACCAAGAACCAGCCACAUAUUCUAUGGAGGAGAAUUCUAUGGAGGAGAGGAGUAAGGAGGAUGAACAAGAUUUGAAGAGGAUUUUAUGUGAUUUAACUCAUUUAGUAAUUUAA
Molecule: messenger RNA, 636 nt
Organism: Lotus japonicus
Lineage: Eukaryota; Viridiplantae; Streptophyta; Magnoliopsida; Fabales; Fabaceae
Product: paired amphipathic helix protein Sin3-like 2
Exons: 3
Coding region: 1-636 (211 amino acids)
Biological process (GO): negative regulation of transcription by RNA polymerase II
Cellular component (GO): chromatin; histone deacetylase complex
Molecular function (GO): transcription corepressor activity
Source: RefSeq, a predicted model, not a curated record